Messenger RNA from Prunus persica (peach), 414 nucleotides. RefSeq lists its product as uncharacterized. NCBI's taxonomy places the organism in Eukaryota, Viridiplantae, Streptophyta, Magnoliopsida, Rosales, Rosaceae. The transcript has a single exon. The record is from RefSeq and is a predicted model, not a curated record. Bases 1 to 414 code for a protein of 137 amino acids.
AUGAUCGGCUUCCAAAAUAAAGAUCUGAUCGGCCUCGACACGCCGCAUAACGACGCCCUUGUCAUCAGCAUUCAAAUUGCUCAGGCCAUGGUCGACCGAAUUCAUGCAGAUGAGGGCAGCGCAGCCAAUAUCCUACAGCUGGCGGUCAUCCAACAGAUGGGCUUGGAGACAAAGAUCAACAAGUUAGCUAGAUCGCUGACUGGCUUUAAUAGUGCAACAACGAUUACCGUGGGCACGAUAAACCUCGACGUUUACUUCCCACCUGUGAUCAGCUUGCAAACAUUCAUGGUCAUUAAUGAGGUCUCACCCUACAACGGCAUCCUGGGCAGACCAUGGAUUGGCAAGAUCAAUGCCAUCACCUCCGCCACACAUCAGAAAAUUCGGUACCCAAUCCCUGGGGGUGGUGUCGGCUAA